Messenger RNA from Chelmon rostratus (copperband butterflyfish), 6695 nucleotides. RefSeq names its product caskin-2-like. The transcript is spliced from 21 exons. NCBI's taxonomy places the organism in Eukaryota, Metazoa, Chordata, Actinopteri, Chaetodontiformes, Chaetodontidae. The record is from RefSeq and is a predicted model, not a curated record. The coding region runs from base 501 to 4919 and encodes 1472 amino acids. Gene Ontology annotation, molecular function: protein binding.
GAGGGUUUAACCGACGGGCAGCAGCGGACAGACCUGACUGAGUGUAUCCAAAAAGACAGCCUGGCUGGCCGGAUUAAAACACGCAUUCCCUUCGCACUGUAAUCGCAGGUUAAGUUGCUGCUGCCCCCAGUUUGACAGAAAAAGACUAUGAACGUACACGCAGGCCUGCAGGCAACUAAACCUCUACUAGUCCUACUGUAACUCCAGAUCUAAGAUCACCGUCGAACAGCUGGGCGCCCAUCAGAGAUAAUGGACCUAAACUUCAACAACAAGAGGAAAAAGACGUCCUGGACCGGUUUACCUGAUUCUCCUUCACUCUAGAUGCUGCUGAACCCUCUAUUCACAGUGUCAUUCCAUGGCUGGGAUUCAGCAGCUACGUGUGAACUUGCUGACAAAUGUUUGCUGAAACUGUUCGCCUGAAGGAGCAUUGAAAAGACAACAAAAGGAGCCUUGGCUGUCGACUGUGAGCAGUUUGUGUGUCUGUGGUUAGGCCUGUAAUCAUGGGGAAAGAACAGGAUCUGCUGGUGGCAGUGAAGAGUGGAGAUCUUCUGCAGGCGCAUAAACUUCUCUCCAAAGUCAAGUGCAACAAAACCAAGUUGCUGGGCUCCACCAAGAGACUCAACAUCAACUACCAAGACUCAGACGGCUUCUCAGCGCUGCACCAUGCUGCUCUGACGGGCACCACGGAGCUGCUGUCUCUGCUGCUGGAGGCCCAGGCCACGGUGGAUAUCAAGGACAUCAACGGCAUGCGUCCCCUCCACUACGCAGCAUGGCAGGGUAAAGCAGACUCCGUCUUAUUGUUGCUGAGAGCGGGCGCUUCAGUCAACUCCCCUUCCCAUGAUGGACAGAUACCGUUACAUCUUUCUGCGCAGUACGGACACUAUGAGGUGUCUGAGAUGUUGCUGCAGCACCAGUCUAAUCCCUGCCUCAUGAAUAAGGCGAAGAAGACUCCUUUAGAUCUGGCCUGCGAGUUUGGGAGACUGAAGGUGGCUCAGUUGCUGUUAAGCAGUAACAUGGUGGCUGCGCUGCUAGAAGGGGAGGGAGGGCACGACGGCCUCGACUCUCCGUCCACCACCCCCCUUCACCUGGCAGCCAGGAAUGGACACAAAGACAUCAUCACGUUGCUGCUCAAAGCUGGGAUUGAUAUCAACAGAGCCACCAAAGCAGGGACGUCUCUGCACGAGGCUGCCCUCUAUGGCAAAACUGAAGUUGUGCGGCUGCUGCUUGAUGCGGGCAUCAAUGUGAACAUGCGGAACACGUACAACCAGACAGCUUUGGACAUCGUCAACCAGUUCACCACCUCUACAGCCAGUAGAGAGAUCAAACAGCUGCUGAGAGAGGCAUCAAGUUCUCUCCAGGUCAGAGCGGUGAAGGACUACUGGAACCUCCACGACCCCACUGCUCUUAACCUCCGGGCUGGAGAACUCAUCAUGGUCCUGGAGCAGCACUCAGACGGCCGCUGGAAAGGUCACAUCCAUGACACCCAGCGGGGGACGGACAGGGUGGGCUUCUUCCCCCCUUCAGUGGUGGAGGUCCUCAGCAGACGAGCAGGAGGCACUCUGUCCCGCCAAGCCUCAAUACCUUGCCACCGACAAAACUUUGCAUCCAGAGCUUCUCCCUCAAGCCACGGCCCCAGCCCUCAGACUGACGACUCAUACACCCAUGGCUAUGAUCCCACAGGUGACAGAAACAGUGUUGGCAGUGCCGGCAGUGUGGGCAGCAGCCGCAGCGCCGGUAGCGGCCAGAGCUCAGAGAGUAGCCACAAACAGAAUGGGACUCGCCACAACGCUGACACCGGCAAGCUGGUUCCCUCUGCUGGUGAAUCAGGAGACCAUCUCCACAUUGCAGCAGCAGACAGCAAACAGGCAGAAGGAACCACAGGUGGUUCCCGUCGGCAGGUCAACGGCACUCCUCAGAAAGGCUUCAUGAGGCCUGAACAUCUUCUGGAGGGCAAGGACUCUGAGGCCAUCUACCAGUGGUUGUGUGAGUUCCAGUUGGAGCAGUACACAUCCAACUUCAUCAGUGCAGGAUAUGAUGUACCCACCAUCAGCAGGAUGACCCCUGAGGACCUGACAGCCAUCGGAGUGACCAAACCAGGCCACCGAAAGAAGAUCUCAAUGGAAAUUGGCAAGCUGAGCAUCCCCGAGUGGCUGCCUGAUUACAUUCCUGCGGACCUGGGGGAGUGGUUGAGUGUGAUUGGACUGCCUCAGUACCAGAAGAGAUUGUGUGACAAUGGCUAUGACUCCAUCACUAUUGUCAAAGACAUCACCUGGGAGGACCUGCAGGAGAUCGGCAUCACUAAGCUGGGCCACCAGAAGAAGCUAAUGUUAGCAGUGAAGAGACUUUGUGACCUGCAGCGCUCUCGUAACCACGCUGACAGAACUGGAGGUGGGACUCUCCGACGGAAGCCCCCUGCUGCCCUGGAGCUGGUGGCCAUCGAACACACACCAACACACAAUGUGCUUGCUCACGCUCGUUCUGAUGCGUCUUCUGAUGACUGCUGCCCCUCCCCGCGCACCCCCAGGGCCCUCCUGUCCUUCCAGGACAGCGAGUUGAGCGCUGAGCUGCAGAGCGCUAUGAUGGGCAGGCCGGUAGGAGGAGCUGCAGAGGCAUUCGGCAUCAGGGGCGUGACUUCUGCUGCAGCUAUAUCUGCCAUGUCAGUCAGUCAGGAGAGCAUAAGCGUGCGAUCCCGGGGGUCAGGGAAUUCUGGAAAUUCUGGAAAUUCAAAUUCAGGAUAUGCUCAAGAUCACUUAGCUGCACCAUCUUCAGCCAGAGCAUCCAGCCGGUCAGAGGAGAGUCUGGGGGUUGGUGUGGUGGAGGAUGCCAAGCGUGGAGGAGGUAGUCCUGGAGGAAGAGGUAGACAGAGACCCACAGAGAUGUGGGAGCACCAGAGUCGGUCUGCUACACCCAACAAACUCCCCUUCUCCCCCCUAACACCUCCACUAACCCCCAGCAAGAUGCCUCGCUUUGCCUAUCCAGCUGUCCCACCCAAGGCCAAACACUUCCAGUCCCCAAACCGCCUCUAUCAGCCUCAGCACCACCCGCUGUCUUCCCCUCCCUCUCCGUCCCCGCAGCCUUCCCCCACACAGAAGGCCUUCAGUUACCUCAACGCCCAAGCAGCAGGCAUCAACGGGGCUCCAUGGGUGCUCUCCAAGCCUCUUCCUGGAGCUGUACCCCUGUUGGGACCCCGGCCUGGACAGGGCCCAGCUAAUGACUCCCAGAGGGGCCCGCACAAAAAACGUGCACAAAGCCUGACUCGCUACGCUCUGUCUGACGGCGAACCUGACGACGACGACGACCUCGCUCCCACCGGGACCGCUUCUUCCUCUGCAGCCAUGCCCUCCUACGCUACUCUAUCGCGCAGGCCAGGACGUGGACACACAAAUGCCGGAGGGACCCAACGCCACAUCAACCGCAGCCACUCAUUUGCUGUACGAUCCCGACGCAAAGGCCCACCCCCGCCGCCUCCAAAGAGGAUGAGCUCAGUAAGCGGCAGCCCAGUACGCCAACCGGGAAAUGGGAAAGUGGUGGAACCAGAGGUGAAGGGAGGGGUGGAGACGGAGAGCACAGGCAGUGUUAGGAGCAUCGCAGCCAGGCUAGAGGGAGGCAGCAGCAGUCCAUCCAGGAGGAUAGAUAUACCACCAACUCACAUACCAGUGUCACCUGUUUUCAGCCCCGUCUCCACUCCAAUUCCACAUGGCAUGGCCCCUCACAUGAUUACUCACAUGACUCCUCACUCCCAACAGCACUCCAAACCUGUCCCUGCUCUGGGCCUGGGGGGCCUGAGGAGGACAGGAAGUGAGAGGGCAGAAGUAGAGACUGGCAGACAAAGAGGCGGGGGCGCAGAAGGAACACUUGAAGAGAAAGAGAAAGCAAGGAAAAGUGAAAGAAUAUCAAAGAGUGCUACUCCAUCUCCUAAGCACCGCUCCGGUGACCACCUCCCUUUUGCUGAAGAAGGCAACCUCACUAUCAAACAGCGGCCCAGGAUAGCAUCUGUCACCCAAGCAGAUGCUGAACUCAAGACUCCAGAGGGUCCAGUCCAGACCCCGAACAGCCUGGAGCUCCCAGAGUUCAAUUUGAAAGAGUCUGACACUGUGAAAAGACGACACAAACCCAAAGACUCAUCGACACCUGAGGAGGCUACCACCCCCAACAGAGAUGACAACCACUCGCAAACUAACAGUCUCCACAUGCAUGAUAAUGUCAGCACCCUGAGCGAUGAAGAAUGUCAGCGGAUUGUCUUCCAGAGAGUAGGCUCCAUGGGAAAAGGACCAAAGCCUCCAGUGUCUUCAAAACCUUGCAGUCCUCUCAAACAACCCCCUAACAGAAAACCAACAACCCCCCAGAAAACAGCUUCUUCAGUACAAGCUGAUGCACAAACAGCCAUUCCUAAACUAACCAGCGUCCAAAUUCACACAGUCUCUCCAAAGCUGGGUGGCAGCAUACACACACAGACCUGUAUACCCAGUCCCAAAUCUGUGAAACACCCACAGACGAUGUCCCUGCCAGAGAGUCCACCGAAAACUGCUGGUUUGUCCGCAUCAAGACUCCCUCAGACCAGCAUAGCCUCGGCAUCCACAGCAGGAUCAAACCUCGCCAUAGUCCAGAGCGUCGCGUUCACCACUCCGUCCUCCCCAGCUCCGGCACCUUCCCACCCCAUCUCGGCACCACCGGGUCAGGCAGGGAAAGCAGGGACACCCCUGGCUGGUCCGGCCGGCUUGGAGGUGCUGGCUCAGAAGAGGCUGGAGCAAACCAGCACAUCACUGGAGGCUGCCCUCAAAGUGGUGGAGAACAAACUGGCACAGGGCAGCAGCGUGGACGGUGGCAGCAGCACAGUGAAGGCAGCAGGAAAUAUUCUGGAUGACAUCGGCAACAUGUUUGAUGACCUGGCUGACCAGCUGGACGCGAUGUUGGAGUGACAUCCUGAAACUCUGCCUCGCAGGGACCAAGCUCCUUUCGGCGGGGGAGCGGCGGACAAAAAAAAUGGAGAGAAGCCAGCGAGCGGGAAAACAAGACGAACCUUUGAAGCUGGUGAGAACUGAGGCGGCGGAGGGCUCGGCACCUCUUCAUGACUCUGGAUGAGUCAAUAAGUACACAUUUGAGGAUUUCCUGCGCAACUUUGCCUCAAUAUUGGCCAGUUUUUCAACGCGAGCACUUCGCCUUAGGACACACACCUGGGAAAGUUAUUGGAGCAACAAGAAAAAGCAGCUGCAAGACCAGCUUCCAGAUGUCUGUGUGUAUUACCACUAAAGGGAAUGAGGGUCCAUUUACUUGUAAAUGUAUAGAGUCUAUGGUGGAACUGUGUAUGUGUGUAGUCAGAUAUCUUUAUACUGAGUAUAUUUAUACUUCUAUAUGUUUGUUUUUUAACAAAUGGAGUUCCUAUUGACUGUUUCACUGUCUGAAUCAUUCUAGUGUAUAUUAGCGUUACUGUAUUAUGUGUAUAUAUAUAUAUAUAUAUAUAUAUAUAUAUAUAUAUAUUCUAAAUAUAAAUAUUGUUCAUUCUACUAAAAGCAGCAUAUUCCAAAUGUAUGUACUAGAGUUGCUUUUACAUGUUUUUACCAAAGUCUUUUAUCCUCUUCAGGAGGUUUCAGUCAGCACACAGUGGAGUUUCGUUGAAGCACUGUUGUCAGUGAACAGAUGGGCUGAUCAGGUGUGACUGCUGCUGCAGAGAGCGUGGUGGAGCCACCUCCCACUAACAGCGUGGAAGGCUUUACAGCUCGCCUCAGGGCGCCGUGAAGUGGAUUUACUGUAAGUGGGCUGGGAGAGAAACAUUUCAACAGCAGUCUGGGAAGUCACGUCAACCUUGUGAAAGAUCAGAAGAUUGAAGAUUCUUUCGAAGUGAUCAGUGUGAUGCACUCUGUCUUGUUUUCUACACACUUGACAAUACAGAGUCUGGAGUCCGGAAUAACUAAAGCCUUUUACAUGUUUAAUUCUAACCAACUAAUAAACUCAUAAAUUUUUAAAACACUAUUGUAACUUUAUGAAUUCAAAUUGGAUUUAAACUACGCAUUAUAAAACUGAAAGUAUAAAGACACGCUGAAUUUCCUUAUUCUAUCUUUUCAUUUUUAAAUAAAAUUUUGAAAAGCCUUUCAGAGCUUCUACAGAGAGGCCAGUCAGAGCUCCAGCUGGUGCUCUGCUGGUCGGACUUGUUGGUUACCUGUCUUUAAAGUCGUCUUUAAAUUAAAGCAGUCACAAAAUGUAAACUGUAAAUGUUAAUAAAGGAAACUAUAGUUAGGAGAUGGAAUUUGAUACAGAAAGAGAAUCUAAACAAUAUUUGUAUUAUUUUCUUUAUGUUGAAUUUUAUAAUGCAUCACUUAAAUUAUUCCGACACACUCCAGCCUCCAUAGCAGAACUGGGACCUUUUGCCAGCUAAUUUUGGGGUUAACUCUGGCUUUAUAUAUUACACCAGCUGCUAACGAGUUCUUAGGGAUCAUCAGUGUUACUGUGGGUUUACUGAAAGUUAGAAAGUUCUUCCCAAAUUCUGCAAGGAUUUGUUUUGGAUGUUCUGCAACAAAAUCAGGGCGUUGACAUGUUUUUAAGACUUUGAGGUUUAAGGCACUUUGACAUCAAAUCUGGUCAUUUUAGCACUAUUGGUUCCUCUGUUGUAUUUUGAUGAAUUCCUGUUACUUUUUUAUUAAUAUUUCAACUGAAUUCUGUAUCAUCCUGGAAAUUAUUAAAAGGAGAAUUUAUACUGA